CCUCGAGAGGGGAAAUACAUCACACGACUGUUCCGGAAGGCUCUCCGCUGUCUCAACAACUUCUCCGCGUUCUGGUGAAAGCUGACAUUGUACUUCCCACUUCAAGAUACACGUCUAGCUGAACAUAUUCCAGAUACACCACCAUGUCUCAACUCUCCAGACUUCUCACUCCUCGCAACAUGACUUUGUUUACUCUGGCUUCGCUCGGCAGCGGGUACUUUGUUGUCAAGUCAAAGACACUCGCCGACAGGCAGAGAGCCCGAGUCGAUGGAGACUACACCGUCACCGUCGACAGGUCAGGUACGAUUUGUCAAUUGCAUUGAGAUGAUGCAGCCUUGCUCCGAAACACAUGGUUAGAAAAAUGUACAUUGCGCUGACUGCAGGCUUUAGGUGGCGGCAUCAUUUUCUGUUCGACAAUUUGCAUGCUAUCGCAGUGCUUCCAUGAUAUCCCCACGUUUUAUACGUCUACUGCUAGGCUUUUUCCGAGUGCGCGACUCUAACAAUGGCAUGCGAUACGAAGAAAAGGCUUGAAAUGCUCCGAAAUGAGGUCCUAUGUGCC
Alternaria rosae is the source of this 559-nucleotide messenger RNA. RefSeq lists its product as uncharacterized. The transcript is spliced from 3 exons. Lineage: Eukaryota; Fungi; Ascomycota; Dothideomycetes; Pleosporales; Pleosporaceae. The record is from RefSeq and is a predicted model, not a curated record. The coding region runs from base 144 to 323 and encodes 59 amino acids.